Onychomys torridus (southern grasshopper mouse) is the source of this 1561-nucleotide messenger RNA. RefSeq names its product polyadenylate-binding protein 1-like 2. Gene Ontology annotation, cellular component: cytosol; nucleus; ribonucleoprotein complex. The transcript has a single exon. Lineage: Eukaryota; Metazoa; Chordata; Mammalia; Rodentia; Cricetidae. Bases 719 to 1405 code for a protein of 228 amino acids. Gene Ontology annotation, molecular function: poly(A) binding; poly(U) RNA binding; mRNA 3'-UTR binding. The record is from RefSeq and is a predicted model, not a curated record.
CAGCCACAGGGGGAACCAAAGACACAGAAGCCUUCCCAGCUGCCCGGACCACAGACGCCAACACCCCCCGCCCCCCACCACACGCCGCCCUCCCGCCCGCGCCCCGCACGCCAGCCAGCCAGCCAGCCCACGAGCGAGCGGCGGCGGCGGCGGCGGCGGUGGCGGCGGCUGCAGGCUGCUGCGGAGACUGGGCUCUGCGCGCUACCGGCCGGCGCUCGCCACCCCGGGUGACUCGGUCCCGCCCGCUCGGCCAUCCCAGGCUCCCUGUCCGCAGCUCCCGCGCGAGCCCCCGGCCCGGGUUCCGGCGCCCACCGGCUCUCGCCGCCCCUCCGCCCCCUCAGUUCGCGGCAAGGGAGGUCGCGGCAGCGGCCCGGCGGCAGCGGUGACCGUGGCGACCGCGGCGACAGUGGCGGCGGAGGUCGCUGCAGCGGCGGCUGCGGCGGCGGAGGCUGCGGCGGCGACCGUGGCGGAGGCGGUGGCGGAGGCCUCCGUGGCGGAGGCGGAAGCAGAGGUGGAGGCUGAAGUGGAGGCCGAGGCCUCGGCGGCCGCGGCGGAGGCCAGCCUGGCGGAGGCGGCGGCCCUGGCGGGGGAGAAGGCGGAGGCGGUGGCAGCCACCGAGGCCAGCCUGGCGGAGGCCGGCCUCGAGGAGGCCAGCCUGGCGGAGGCCCGGGGGGCCGCUGCGGAGGCUGCUGCGUCGCCUUCCUACGGGAGGGUGGACAUGGAUGAGGAGCUGGCGGCGGCCUUGGCUGCAGAGGAGGAAGAGGCGGCGGCCGGGGGCUCCGAUGGAAACCCAGACUUUCCCACGGCCUCGCUCUACGUGGGCGACCUGCACCCCGACGUGACCGAGUCCAUGCUGUACGAGAAGUUCAGCCCCGCCGGGCCCAUCCUGUCCAUCCGCAUUUGCAGGGACAAGGUCACCCGGCGCUCUCUGGGCUACGCAUAUGUCAACUACCAGCAACCGCUGGACGCCAAGCGGGCCCUGGAGACCAUGAACUUUGACGUUAUCAAUGGCAGGCCGGUGCGCAUCAUGUGGUCCCAGAGGGACCCGUCGCUCCGCAAGAGCGGGGUGGGCAACGUCUUCAUCAAGAACCUGGGCAAGACCAUCGACAACAAGGCGCUGUACAACAUCUUCUCGGCCUUUGGCAACAUCCUGUCCUGCAAGGUGGCCUGUGACGAAAAGGGGCCCAAGGGCUACGGGUUCGUGCACUUCCAGAAGCAGGAGUCUGCCGAGCGGGCCAUAGAUGCGCUGAAUGGAAUGUUCCUGAACUACCGCAAGAUUUUCGUGGGGAGGUUCAAGUCCCACAAGGAGAGAGAGGCCGAAAGGGGAGCCUGGGCCCGCCAGUCCACCAGUGCUGACUUCAGGGGUUUCGAUGAUGACUCCGAUGACGAGGCCACCUUUCGAUGAAGACAUCCCAGGCCCCAGCCAGUAGAGCCAAAUCUUGGCUCCCACCCCGUUUACAGCCCCCCACCCCACCCCAACCCACCAGCAGUGUAUUGUAUUGGGAGUGCAGGUUUCUCUCUCCCUCUCCCUCCUUCACCCCUUCCCCCUCCCCUCCUCCCU